Messenger RNA from Spodoptera frugiperda (fall armyworm), 974 nucleotides. RefSeq lists its product as uncharacterized. Gene Ontology annotation, biological process: regulation of sister chromatid segregation; DNA repair; negative regulation of double-strand break repair via homologous recombination. Lineage: Eukaryota; Metazoa; Arthropoda; Insecta; Lepidoptera; Noctuidae. Gene Ontology annotation, cellular component: nuclear speck; cytosol. Bases 220 to 585 code for a protein of 121 amino acids. The record is from RefSeq and is a predicted model, not a curated record. The transcript is spliced from 2 exons.
UUUUCGAAUGAAAACAUUCGAAAUUUGAACUUUGAAAAAUGUAGUUUAAUUUUAUUUGUAUUUUGUAAUGAAACAGUUGAAUGUGUGUGUUGUAUUAAGAAUCAAAGUUUGAUUAAGAAAAGAUAAGAUUAAAUUAGAACUAAGUGACAUUAAUUUAACUUACAAGAAAACUUUGUGUAACAGUUACUUUUCUAUUUAGCUUUGUUGUAGAUUAUUAAAAUGUCUUUAGACCCGCGAAAGUAUUUGCUUAAAGAUUUAAUUAACAAACCGCCACCUAUAGAUGUCUGGUUACAAGGCACCAUCGAACAAACGGUUGGAGCCGAUAUUUUAAUAAUUUCCGACUCGACAGGACGAGCGAAGAUAACAAAAUGUGAAACCGCUCACGGUAUUAUUGAUAAAAGUUCAUUAAGAAAAGGAACAUACUGUUGCAUAAUAGGAACUGCAGUAUCAACAAAGAAGUUGCCAGAGGUCCAAGCCAGCAAGUUCAUAGACUUAACAGAACAAAUUCAUAUGAAAAUGGCAUGGGAGACUGAAGUUAAAGAAGCAAAUUUAUUUUUAGAAGGGAAAUUGAUACCAACUGUUUAACUCAUAAACUGCCACUAUAUGAGACACUAAAAUAUAUUGCAUCUUGCCUCAAUCUAUGUUCUGUUAGACUCAGCGUUAAGGUUGCUUUUCCACUAGAAAUGUGCUAUGCUACAUUGCUGUGAAUGCGUUUGGCUUUCACCAAUUGUAUUCAUUGGUACAUAUAGUUUAGCACUGGUGGAAACAGAGGGAGCUAAGCUGUUUUUUAUAGGGAAAGAUGAAGGAUGGAUUCCCUAUUAUAUUGAUACAUUGCAUACUUGACAUGCACACCUUCUCGCACAGUAACAUAGCUUAGUAUCUGUGGAACACAUAGUUUCACAGCUUAGCUUCAUAGCAUAGCACAUCUAUGGUGGAAAAGCAUACUAACUAAAUAAAACAAUGUUUUUAUAAAA